CUUUCUGGUUGAUGCGGUCGCUCACUUCGGUAUCGAUCAGAGGCAGGACAGGCCGAUCGUCAGAUCUUGUGGUAUCGGAAAUAGGCGUCCACUCCUCUUUCAUCGUCACCCGCGCCCCCGGGCUCGGGCGCAUUAAAAGAUUAUCCCGGAUCUGAACACUCUGUCGAUGGAGCCGCUCCGCCGCUGAAGGGGGAAGAGUCGGGAAACCGGGAGAAGGGUUGAUUAUUCCAGUGGGGGAAAAAAAUCCACCGCCAUCAGUGAGGAACCAUGACUGCGCAAGUGACUUUGGAAGAUGCCCUAUCCAAUGUUGACCUGUUGGAAGACUUACCAUUGCCUGAUCAACAGCCUUGUAUUGAACCACCGCCUUCAUCACUUUUGUACCAACCAAAUUUCAACACCAACUUUGAAGAUAGAAAUGCAUUUGUUACAGGAAUUGCAAGAUACAUUGAGCAAGCAACCGUUCAUUCCAGCAUGAAUGAAAUGCUAGAGGAGGGGCAGGAAUAUGCUGUUAUGCUGUAUACUUGGAGAAGUUGUUCAAGAGCUAUUCCUCAGGUUAAGUGCAACGAGCAGCCAAAUAGAGUAGAAAUUUAUGAAAAGACAGUGGAAGUCCUUGAGCCAGAGGUCACUAAACUUAUGAAUUUCAUGUAUUUCCAGCGCAACGCAAUUGAUCGAUUUUGUAAUGAGGUGAAGCGACUCUGUCAUGCAGAGAGGAGGCGAGAUUUUGUUUCAGAAGCUUAUCUUCUCACACUGGGCAAAUUCAUUAACAUGUUCGCAGUAUUGGAUGAAUUGAAGAACAUGAAAUGCAGUGUAAAAAAUGACCACUCUGCAUACAAACGAGCUGCUCAAUUUCUUCGGAAAAUGUCAGACCCACAAUCCAUACAAGAAUCUCAAAAUCUCUCCAUGUUUCUUGCAAACCAUAACAAAAUUACUCAGACGCUGCAGCAGCAACUUGAAGUCAUUCCAGGCUAUGAGGAGCUUCUUGCUGACAUUGUAAAUAUUUGCAUUGAUUAUUAUGAGAACAGAAUGUACCUUACUCCUGGUGAGAAACAUAUGCUGCUCAAGGUGAUGGGCUUUGGACUUUACCUUAUGGAUGGAAGUGUAAGCAAUAUAUACAAGCUUGAUGCCAAGAAAAGAAUAAACUUGAACAAGAUUGAUAGAUUUUUUAAGCAAUUGCAGGUGGUGCCUUUAUUUGGUGACAUGCAGAUCGAGUUGGCCAGAUACAUCAAGACAAGUGCUCAUUAUGAGGAAAACAAAUCAAGAUGGGCCUCCACAUCUUCCAGUAGCAGUCCUCAGUACAACAUUGUGGAACAAAUGAUUCAGAUCAGAGAAGAUCACAUGCGUUUCAUCUCUGAGCUGGCUCGCUAUAGCAACAGUGAGUACUCUUGGAAACUUGUGCAUCCCACUGAUAAGUACUCUAAUAAAGACUGUCCAGAUAAUGCAGAAGAAUAUGAGAGAGCAACUAGAUACAAUUACACAAGUGAAGAGAAGUUUGCACUUGUUGAGGUUAUUGCCAUGAUAAAAGGAUUGCAGGUGCUGAUGGGCAGAAUGGAGAGUGUGUUCAAUCAUGCAAUUCGACAUACCAUUUAUGCUGCACUCCAAAAUUUUGCUCAGAAAACACUUCGUGAACCUUUGCGUCAGGCUAUCAAAAAGAAGAAGAAUGUGAUUCAGAGUGUUUUGCAAGCAAUUAGAAAGACUAUUUGUGAUUGGGACGUUGGACACGAACCAACAAAUGAUCCUGCGCUCCGAGGAGAGAAGGACCCAAGAGGAGGCUUUGAGAUCAAAGUUACUCCCCGGGCAGUCGGACCAUCUAGUACCCAGCUCUACAUGGUUAGAACUAUGCUAGAGUCCCUCAUUGCUGACAAAAGUGGCGCAAAGAAAACCUUGAGAAGUAGUCUUGAGGGCCCCACCAUUUUGGCGAUAGAAGAAUUUCACCGGCAUUCAUUCUUCUACACUCAUUUACUCAAUUUCAGUGAAACUCUUCAGCAUUGCUGCGAUCUGUCUCAGCUUUGGUUCAGAGAAUUCUUCCUUGAGCUGACAAUGGGCAGAAGAAUCCAGUUUCCGAUUGAGAUGUCUAUGCCAUGGAUUUUGACUGACCAUAUUUUGGAGACCAAAGAAGCCUCCAUGAUGGAGUAUGUGUUAUAUUCCUUGGACCUUUACAAUGACAGUGCCCAUUAUGCACUGACUAAGUUCAAGAAGCAGUUCCUUUAUGAUGAGAUUGAAGCAGAGGUAAACCUUUGUUUCGACCAAUUUGUAUAUAAAUUGGCUGAUCAAAUAUUUGCUUACUACAAGAUUCUGGCUGGAAGCCUUCUUCUAGACAAACGGCUACGAGCAGAGUGUAAGAAUCAGGGAGCUAACAUACCAACACCUCCAUCAAAUAGAUAUGAGACUUUAUUGAAACAAAGACAUGUACAGCUUCUUGGUAGGUCAAUAGACCUGAAUCGGCUGAUCACUCAAAGAAUUUCAGCAGCAAUGUACAAAUCAUUAGAAUUGGCAAUCACACGAUUUGAGAGUGAAGACGUCACCUCUAUUGUGGAACUUGAAGGUCUGAUAGAAGUCAACCGUAUGAGUCACAAGCUGCUCAGUAAAUACUUAACUCUGGACAGUUUUGAUGCCAUGUUCAGAGAAGCCAAUCACAAUGUAUCUGCACCAUAUGGAAGAAUAACUCUCCAUGUUUUCUGGGAACUGAAUUAUGAUUUCCUUCCAAACUACUGCUACAAUGGUUCUACACAAAGGUUUGUGCGUACUGUGCUGCCCUUCUCCCAAGAGUUUCAAAGAGAUAAACAACCAAAUGCACAGCCACAGUAUUUAUAUGGAACUAAGGCAUUGAACUUGGCUUACAGCAGUAUUUACAGCAACUACAAAAAUUUUGUGGGCCCUCCACAUUUUAGAGCGAUUUGCAAGCUUCUCGGCUAUCAAGGAAUUGCUGUGGUAAUGGAGGAACUGCUGAAAGUUGUUAAAAGCCUACUACAAGGAACCAUCUUGCAAUAUGUGAAGACUUUAAUGGAAGUGAUGCCUAAAAUCUGCCGCCUACCUAGACAUGAGUAUGGUUCACCAGGAAUUCUGGAAUUCUUCCAUCAUCAGCUGAAAGACAUUGUGGAGUAUGCGGAACUGAAGACUGUGUGUUUUCAAAAUUUACGAGAAGUUGGCAAUGCUGUUCUUUUCUGUCUUCUUAUUGAGCAGAGUCUGUCUCUCGAAGAAGUCUGUGACUUGCUACAUGCAGCACCAUUCCAGAAUAUUUUGCCAAGAAUCUAUGUCAAAGAGGGUGAGCGGCUGGACACAAAGAUGAAGAGACUGGAAGCUAAAUAUGCUGCACUUCAUCUUGUUCCACUGAUAGAACGACUUGGAACACCUCAGCAAGUUGCAAUUGCGAGAGAAGGUGAUCUGCUGACAAAGGAACGGCUGUGUUGUGGUCUCUCCAUGUUUGAAGUGAUUCUGACACGAAUCCGGCAGUUCUUGGAUGAUCCCAUAUGGCGUGGACCUCUUCCGACUAAUGGAGUAAUGCAUGUGGAUGAAUGUGUGGAAUUCCACAGGCUGUGGAGCGCCAUGCAGUUUGUUUACUGUAUUCCUGUGGGAGCACAUGAGUUCACUGUAGAGCAGUGCUUCGGAGAUGGAUUGCACUGGGCUGGCUGUAUGAUCAUUACACUGCUUGGACAGCAACGCCGAUUUGAUGUCCUCGACUUCUGUUAUCAUUUGCUCAAAGUUCAGAAACAUGAUGGGAAAGAUGAUGUCCUCAAAAAUGUGCCUUUGAAGAAAAUGGUUGACAGAAUUCGCAAGUUCCAGAUUCUCAAUAAUGAGAUCUUUGCUAUCUUGAACAAGUAUCUGAAGUCAGGUGACAGCGAGAAUGUACCUGUGGAGCAUGUCCGCUGUUUCCAGCCACCUAUUCAUCAGUCACUAGCAAGCUCAUGAGAAAAUUAAACUCUUGGAACAGUUCAAGAAUCCAGGGAUAUUUGUAAUUCUAAAAAUCAUAACUUUACUGUUCUGAGCGCCUGCAUAAUAAAUUGGCUGAUGCACUGAAUUUUCAUGAUGGGAAAUGUUGGAUUUAAACUGCUGGGUGAUUAUUUUAUUUUUAAGAGGUCAGUGCAUGGUUUGCUGUGGUUGAGGGUUUUUACUGAUGUAUUUGUCAUCAAACACUACCAGCAAUAAGAACCAGACAGAGAUUUAAAAUAAAACAAUAAAACUGGCUAUUUUUAGAAUAAAUUUAGUUGCAAAGGUUUCAUGAUAAAUUUAAUGUUAUCAGAAUGUGAUUUUUUUGUAAUGCCAUUGUUAUAAAAAGAUUAACAAUUUUGUUCAAAUCUAUAUAUUUUACUACACCUGCCUGCACUUAUAGUUUACUGGUGCUAUACUAAAAGAUGCCAUUUUCUAUUCUAUUCCAAUAAUAUUUUUGCUCCUAUUUUUUUCUAGUAUAACUCAUUUACAGUAAGCUUUUCCACAGUUUAUAGUUGCAAUAAACUUGAAAAUGAACUUGGACUUUGUUUGAAAUCUUUGCCAGGUUGUAUGGAAGAAAUAAAUACUACUUCAUCUAA
Messenger RNA from Rhincodon typus (whale shark), 4523 nucleotides. It is a transcript of the gene cyfip1, whose product is annotated as cytoplasmic FMR1 interacting protein 1. Lineage: Eukaryota; Metazoa; Chordata; Chondrichthyes; Orectolobiformes; Rhincodontidae. The record is from RefSeq and is a predicted model, not a curated record. Gene Ontology annotation, cellular component: SCAR complex; neuron projection; synapse. Gene Ontology annotation, biological process: modification of synaptic structure; regulation of actin filament polymerization; lamellipodium assembly. The transcript has 30 exons. Gene Ontology annotation, molecular function: small GTPase binding; RNA 7-methylguanosine cap binding. The coding region runs from base 268 to 3906 and encodes 1212 amino acids.